AUGUCGAGCUUUAAGAGCCUUCUACAUGGUUUCUACAUUCCAUGGUCACUCUAUGCUUCGGCAAAUGGUAUUAGACACUACUCAGAACCAGUGAAACCCGUAGAGCCUAAUGAUGAAGAAGUAUAUUUAGACAGUUUCCCACCAAAGGAUAGCUAUCAAGUGCCUAAAAAUCCAAUUGUACUCUGCCAUGGUUUAUCAGGAUUCGACAAGAUAAUCCUAAUACCUUCCAUCUACCAACUGACCAAGAUAAUCCGUCAAAGUAUAAUGGCUAAUAAUUCUGAACAUUUUAUCGAAUCGGGGGAUCAAUCAACUGAUAAUGCCUUCUUAGAGAUUGAAUAUUGGAUUGGUGUCAAGGAAAAAUUGGAGAAAAAAGGCUGCACUGUACUUGUAACCAAAGUUCCCAGUUUUGGAAGCAUUGAGGAAAGAGCACUGUCAUUGCAUGCCUUUUUAGAGAAAGAAACCCAAAUUCUGCGACGCACAGCUACCAAGAAUGAGAUUUAUAAUGUAGGACAGGAUGACUCUGCUUCUCAAAAAGAACCAGGACCUAUAAAGCUAAAUCUCAUUGCCCAUUCCAUGGGCGGAUUGGAUUGUCGAUUUCUUAUCUCAAAGAUACAAAACAAGAAUUACAAAGUUUUGAGUCUUACAACGGUCUCAACACCACAUCGUGGUUCUGAGAUGGCUGACUACGUGGUGAACCUAAUUCAAGAUUUAAAGAAAUUGGCACCUUCAGAACCUGAGCAACUAAUUCUACCGCCAUCAAUCCGCGAAUUGACCACUAAAUACAUGUCAUUUUUUAAUGCAACUACGCCAAAUGAUCCUUCGGUCUCAUAUUUCUCCUAUGGAUCUUGCUUCAGACCAAGGUGGUACAACGCUUUCUACAUGACUUGGAAGAUUAUACACAAUUUAUCGGGUGGUCAAUCCAACGAUGGUAUGGUAACAGUUCAAAGUAGCAAAUGGGGACACUUCCGCGGAUGCCUUCUCGACACGGACCAUUUAGAUAUAAUCAAUUGGAAGAAUAAACUACAAAAGGAUUUUAGCAAGUCCCUUUUCAAUGCCAGCAAAGCGGCUAGUCAAUCCUUAAGACCCGAUAUUGACAUAUUGAACUUCUAUCUGUACAUAGCAGACGACUUGGCAAGAAGGGGAUUCUAA
This is a messenger RNA of Zygosaccharomyces rouxii, 1149 nucleotides long. It is a transcript of the gene TGL2, whose product is annotated as triglyceride lipase. The record is from RefSeq and is a predicted model, not a curated record. Gene Ontology annotation, molecular function: triacylglycerol lipase activity. The coding region runs from base 1 to 1149 and encodes 382 amino acids. Lineage: Eukaryota; Fungi; Ascomycota; Saccharomycetes; Saccharomycetales; Saccharomycetaceae. The transcript has a single exon.